Messenger RNA from Saccharomyces eubayanus, 5181 nucleotides. RefSeq names its product Rrp5p (gene RRP5). Lineage: Eukaryota; Fungi; Ascomycota; Saccharomycetes; Saccharomycetales; Saccharomycetaceae. Gene Ontology annotation, cellular component: nucleolus; small-subunit processome. Gene Ontology annotation, molecular function: RNA binding; protein binding. Gene Ontology annotation, biological process: rRNA processing. The coding region runs from base 1 to 5181 and encodes 1726 amino acids. The record is from RefSeq and is a predicted model, not a curated record. The transcript has a single exon.
AUGGUAGCUCCCAUCAAAAGAAAGAGAGAUGACGAAUUUCCACUUUCGAGGGAAGAUUCCACAAAGCAACCAUCCGCUUCAUCAUUGAUAAGGAACACUGAAGAAGUGUCUUUUCCAAGAGGUGGUGCUUCUGCUUUGACUCCUUUAGAACUAAAACAAGUUGCUAAUGAAGCUGCCAAUGAUGUUUUAUUUGGUAAUGAAAAUGCCAAAGUUUCUGAACCAUCAACUAGACCAUUAAAGAAGAAGAAAACCACAAAGAAAUCUGCUUCUGAUAACUCAGCAAAUGAAGAUUCAUCAACCGCUACUGAUGAAGCAAAAGUCGGUCUGGUCGAACAUGUCAAUUUUAAGACUUUGAAGAAUGGCUCUUCUCUGUUAGGACAGAUCUCCAGUAUUACUAGACAAGAUUUGUGUGUUACAUUCACAGAUGGUAUUUCUGGUUAUGUCAACUUAACACAUAUUUCAGACAGAUUUACUAUGAUUUUAGAAGAUCUCGAUGAAGAUAUGGAUAGCGAUACUGAAACUGCUGACAAAAAAGAAUCCAAGGAUGGUGAUGCUGAAUACGAAUCAUCUGAUGAUGAAGAUGAAAAGAAUAACAAGUCCAACGAGCUUCCUAAUUUGAGAAAGUACUUUCACAUCGGCCAAUGGUUGAGGUGCUCCGUCAUUAAGAAUACUUCGCUAGAGCCUUCAACUAAAAAAUCUAAAAAGAAGAGAAUAGAGCUAACUAUCGAACCUUCAUUGGUAAACACUUACUCCGAUGAAGAUUUGGUUAAAUCAACCUCUAUUCAAUGUGCUGUCAAAUCUAUUGAAGACCAUGGUGCUAUCUUAGACGUGGGUCUCCCAGAUUUUACAGGAUUCAUCGCUAAGAAAGAUAUCACAGAUUUUGAAAAUUUGUUGCCUGGUGCUGUUUUUUUAGGUAAUAUCACUAAGAAAUCUGACAGAUCAAUUGUUGUAAACACAAAUUUCUCAGACAAAAAGAACAAAAUUACUCAAAUAUCUUCAAUUGAUGCCGUUAUCCCUGGUCAAAUUGUCGACUUACUGUGUGAAGCUAUCACCAAAAACGGUAUUACCGGUAAGGCUUUCGGUUUAGUAUCCGGUGUUGUUAAUUUAUCACACUUAAGAGCGUUUUCCGAAGAAGACUUAAAACAUAAAUUUGCCAUUGGUUCCAGUAUUAGAUGCCGAAUCAUCGCCUGUCUAGAAAACAAAAACGGUGACAGAGUUUUGAUAUUGUCAACUCUUCCACAUAUUUUACGACUAGAAGACUCAUUAAAAUCUGCUGAAGGUCUUGAUGCGUUCCCUAUCGGUUACACAUUUGAAUCAUGUGCCGUUAAAGGUCGUGAUUCUGACUAUCUAUACCUAGCCCUGGAUGACGACAGAUUAGGUAAGGUACACUCUUCCAGAGUUGGUGAAGUUGAAAACCCUGAAAAGUUAAGUGCCAGAGUUCUUGGUUUCAGCCCCGUUGAUGAUAUUUAUCAAUUGUCUACCGAUUCAAAAUACCUAAAGUUGAAGUACCUAAGAACAAAUGAUAUUCCUAUUGGCGAAUUGAUAGCCGGUUGUGAGAUUACUUCCGUUUCUAGUUCAGGUAUUGAAUUAAAAAUUUUUAAUGACCAGUUUAAAGCUACCGUUCCACUAUUGCAUAUCUCGGAUACUAGACUUGUUUAUCCAGAAAGAAAAUUUAAGAUAGGCUCCAAGGUUAAAGGUAGAGUACUAUCAGUCAAUGCAAGAGGUAAUGUGUACAUGACUUUGAAAAAAUCAUUGGUUAACAUUGAGGAUGACGAAUCACCACUAGUUUCCACUUAUGAGAUUGCUAAAGACAUCAAGGCUAAGAAUGAAAAGACUUUAGCAACAGUUCAAGUUUUCAAGCCAAAUGGUUGUAUUCUUUCCUUUUUCGGUGGUUUAUCUGGUUUCUUGCCCAAUUCUGAAAUUUCAGAGGUUUUCGUGAAGAAACCCGAAGAACAUUUAAGGCUUGGUCAAACAGUAGUAGUAAAGCUUCUUGACGUCGAUGCUGAUAGAAGAAGAAUCAUUGCCACAUGCAAAGUUUCAAAUGAACAAGCCGCUCAACAAAAAGAUACCAUUGAGAACAUUGUUCCUGGUAGAACAACUGUUACUGUCAAUGUUAUUGAAAAGACUAAAGAAUCUAUAGUGGUCGAGAUCCCAGAUGUUGGCCUACGUGGUGUUAUUUACGUUGGCCAUCUUUCUGAUGCUAGAAUUGAACAGAAUAGAGCUCAGUUGAAAAAGAUCAGAAUUGGUGCUGAGCUAAAGGGUUUAGUGAUUGAUAAGGAUACAAGAACUCGUGUGUUCAACAUGACUCUAAAAAGUUCUUUAAUCAAAGACGCCAAAAAAGAAACUCUUCCAUUAACUUACAAUGACGUUAAAGACAUAAAGAAAGACGCUCCAAUGCACGCCUACAUUAAGUCCAUUUCUGACAAAGGUUUAUUUGUUGCAUUUAACGGUAAGUUCAUUGGUUUAGUUUUACCAAGUUAUGCCGUUGAUAGUAGGGAUAUCGAUAUUAGUAAGACAUUCUAUGUCAACCAAUCUGUUACUGUGUAUUUGCUAAGAACAGACGACCAAAACCAGAAAUUUUUACUAUCUCUAAAAGCCCCCAAGGUCAAAGAAGAAAAGAAGCAAGUUGAAUCUAAAAUUGAAAAUCCAAUUGAUUCAUCCAUUAAAUGUUGGGAUGACUUGUCCAUCGGUAGUGUUGUUAAAGCGAAAAUCAAAAGUGUCAAAAAAAAUCAAUUGAACGUCAUCUUAGCUGCAAACCUGCACGGUAGAGUUGACAUCGCUGAAGUGUUUGACAAAUAUGAAGAAAUUAAAGAUAAAAAACAGCCUUUGAGUCACUACAAGAAGGAUGAUGUUAUUAAGGUGAAAAUCAUUGGUAACCACGAUGUUAAGAGCCAUAAAUUCUUACCAAUCACUCACAGAAUUUCAAAGGCUAGCAUUUUGGAAUUAUCAAUGAAACCCUCAGAAUUGAAAGUGAAGGAAGUACACACAAAGAAUUUGAAAGAAAUUAGCGUUGGCGAAGAACUGACUGGCUUUGUUAAUAAUUCGUCAGGAAAUCAUCUAUGGUUAACCAUUUCUCCAGUCUUAAAGGCUAGAAUUUCUUUGUUAGACUUGGCAGAAAAUGACAAAGACUUUUCAGAUAAUAUUGAAUCAGUUUUCCCAUUAGGCUCAGCUAUCCAAGUAAAGGUUGCUUCUAUUGAUCAAGAGCAUGGUUUCGUCAAUGUUAUUGGAAAAGCUCAUGUUGAUGUUGAUAUGUCUACAAUAAAGGUUGGCGAUGAAUUACCAGGUCGUAUCUUGAAAAUAGCUGAGAAGUAUGUUUUAUUAGACCUUGGUAAUAAGGUUACUGGUAUUUCUUUUAUCACUGAUGCAUUAAACGACUUUUCUGUAUCACUAAGUGAAACUUUCGAUGACAAAAUUAACAAUGUUAUCCCAACUACUGUUUUGGCUGUUGAUGCAGAGAAUAAGAAAAUUGAAUUAUCUUUACGUACUGCCGCUCCUAAAUCUCGCUCUAUUGGGUCCCAUAAAGACUUGAAACAGGGUGAUAUYGUAGAUGGUAUUAUUAAUAACGUGAAUGACAAGGGUAUUUUUGUUUACUUGAGUAAGAAAGUUGAAGCUUUCGUUCCAGUUAGUAAGCUAUCUGACUCUUACUUGAAGGAGUGGAAGAAAUUUUACAAACCAAUGCAAUACGUUGUAGGCAAAGUAGUCACCUGCGAUGAAGAUUCUCGCAUUUCUCUAACUUUGAGAGAAUCCGAAGUAAACGGUGACUUGAAGAUUUUGAAGAACUAUUCUGAUAUCAAGGCUGGUGAUAUUUUUGAUGGUACUGUAAAGAACGUCACCGAUUUUGGUGUUUUUGUCAAACUGGACAGUACAGUUAAUGCUACCGGUCUGGCACACAUUUCUGAAAUUGCAGACAAAAAACCCGAGGAUCUCUCUGCCCUAUUUGGUGUAGGUGACAGGGUAAAAGCCAUUGUUUUGAAGACAAAUCCAGAGAAAAAACAAAUUUCUUUAAGCUUAAAGGCAUCCCAUUUCUCUAAACAAGCUGAAUCGUCAACCGCUACUGCAAACGAAGCCGAAAAGGAAGAUGAAGAUGAAAUCAUGGCUGACGUAGCCUUCGACGAUUCUGACAACGAAUCUGAUGCAGAGGAUCAUAACAACGACGCUACUGAUAAGGGGGCUAAAAUAUCAUCAGAUGGAUUAUCCUUAAGUGCUGGCUUCGAUUGGACUGCCUCCAUUUUGGACCAAGCACAGGAAGAAGAAGACUCUGAAGAAGAUCUUGAAGACUUUACUGAAAACAAGAAACAUAAGCAUAAGAGAAGAAAGGAGAAGAUCAUACAGGACAAGACCAUUGAUAUCAAUACCAGAGCACCAGAAUCUGUCGCAGAUUUUGAACGUUUAAUCAUCGGUAAUCCAAACUCUUCUGUCAUAUGGAUGAACUACAUGGCUUUCCAAUUGCAAUUAAGUGAAAUCGAAAAAGCACGAGAACUUGCCGAACGUGCGUUGAAGACUAUCAACUUCAGAGAAGAAGCUGAAAAGAUGAAUAUUUGGAUUGCAAUGCUGAAUUUGGAAAACACUUUUGGUACUGAAGAAACUCUAGAAGACGUCUUCAAAAGAGCUUGUCAAUAUAUGGACUCUUAUGCCAUUCAUACAAAAUUGCUUGGCAUUUAUGAAAUGAGUGAGAAGCUAGACAGAGCUGCAGAGUUAUUCAAAGCUACGGCCAAGAAAUUCGGUAGUGAAAAGAUUUCCAUCUGGGUAUCAUGGGGUGACUUCUUGAUAAGUCAUAAUGAAGAGCAAGAGGCCCGUACGAUUUUGGGUAGCGCUUUGAAGGCUCUACCAAAACGUAGUCACAUUGAAGUUGUCCGUAAGUUUGCUCAAUUAGAAUUCGCUAAGGGUGACCCAGAAAGAGGUCGUUCAUUAUUUGAAGGUUUGGUUGCCGAUGCGCCAAAGAGAAUUGAUUUGUGGAAUGUUUACGUGGACCAAGAAGUGAAAGCCAAGGACAAGAAGAAGGUAGAAGAUUUAUUUGAAAGAAUAAUAACCAAAAAGCUAACAAGAAAGCAAGCUAAAUUUUUCUUUAACAAAUGGUUACAAUUUGAAGAAUCGCAAGAUGAUGAGAAGACCGUUGAAUAUGUCAAAGCCAAGGCAACAGAAUAUGUCACUAAUCAUGAAACGUCAAAGGCAGAUGAAUAA